UGCGGCGAGUGACCUGUGAGAGGAAAGCUUGUUAGUUAGCUAAGAUGGCGGUGGCGGUAGGUUCUUUGCAAGCCCAGCUUGAGAAAGCUAAAGAGAGUUUGAAAAAUGUAGACGAUAAUAUCCGUAAAUUAACUGGCCGGGAUCCUAAUGAAUUGAGACCUGGCCAAGCUAGAAGGCCAACCAUCCCAGGCGUUGGAGGUAGGGGACGAGGAAUCAACUUGUUGAGACGUGGACUCUCCGACAUUGGUGGAGGACCUGGAGGACCCCCAGCUAAACAGAGGGACAUUGAAGGGGCCCUUCUGAGGCUGGCCGGUGACCAGCGAGCGAGGAGAGAUUCACGCCGUGACAGUGACGCUGAUGAUGAUGACGAUGUCAAGAAGCCAGCGUUGCAGUCAUCAGUAGUAGCUACCUCCAAGGAGCGUACGCGUCGAGACCUGAUUCAGGAUCAGACCAUGGAUGAGAGGGGAAAACAAAGGAAUCGACGCAUGUUUGGCCUGUUGAUGGGAACGUUACAGAAAUUUAAGCAGGAAUCUAAUGUGGCAACAGAUAGGCAAAAGAAACGCAUUGAGAUUGAACAGAAAUUGGAAGUUCAAGCUGAACAAGAACGCAAGAAAGUAGAGGGCGAAAGACGAGAGCUCUUUGAUGAGAGGCGUGCCAAGCAGACAGAGCUAAAACUGUUGGAACAGAAAGUGGAGCUUGCUCACUUGCAAGAGGAGUGGAAUGAGCACAAUACAAAAAUUGUCAAGUACAUCCGCACAAAGACCAAGCCACCCAUAUUCUAUCUGCCUGGGAGGAUGUGCUCAGCCACUCAGAAGCUCUUUGAUGAGUCGCAGAAAAAAAUGAAUGUUAUGUUUGAGGAGAGAUGCGAGGCGUUUGCCGAGUAUCUGAAUAAGAUGGAGGCUCGGCCUCGACGCCAGUCUCUGAGGGACAACGCUCUGGGUAAGGACCUGAAGAAAGAAGAACAAGAGGAGGGUAAGCCCACGGGUCAGGUAGUCAAAGCGACAGGUAAUCGGUUUAAUGUGGAGAUGGAGGACGAGGCAAUACUAGAGGGGGAUGUGGGUGCAAAGCGUAAGGAGGACAGAAAGAAAAAGCCAGGAGAGAAAGUCAGGGAGCAGGCACCUAAGAAGGGGGAGCAGGCACCUAAGAAGGGGGAGAAUGAGGAAAAUGGUCAAGACAUUAGAAUAAUAGAGUUCAGAGAGGUGGAAGAGCAGAUGGAGGUUACUGCAGUGGUGAGGGAGGCUGAAUGGCAGGUCGGGGAUCAGGAUAAGAAGAUGGAGGAUAGUUUGGUGAUAGGUGGGGCAGAGGUAGAUAAUGAGAAGGAAGCAGAACAGCAGCAACCGGUUAAGGUAGAAAAGGAAAAUAAGCCGCUUCAGAAUCAGGACCCCACAGCUGUGUCAGACGACCAGGAGAAAAGCUUUGAAAUGCAACCAACUGAAGAUGAAGAGCCACAUACAGAAGUGUCCAUACCCCUGCUCUCAGAGCCCAACCCUAGUCUGGAAGUCUCUGAUGGAGCAUCUAUAGCCCCCGAGGUUCAGAUCCCCCUGCUGGAGGCUGGAACAGAGCCUCUCACAACAGAGCAGAGCCAAGAGGCUGAUCAAGGUGCAAUGAAGCAGACUGUUGAUGUCCAGCCUGCCCAGUAUGAUGCUGCCCCCAAGGAGCUGGAGCCUCUGAUCGGGGAAUCAAGCAGGGGACGUGGAAAGUCCAAGUCAAAGGACAAGAAGGUAGAUGGUGGUGGCAGCAGUAGCUCCUCAAGUAGCUCUUCUGGCUCCUCAUCCAGCGGGAGCUCCGGCUCCUCUAGCGGCUCCUCCAGCAGGAGCAGCUCCUCCAGCAGGAGCAGCUCCUCUUCCAGCUCCUCUAGCAGGAGCCGCAGCCGGGGGAGGAAGGACAGGAAGCACAGGAGGAAGCCGUCCGAGAGGAAGAAGGGAGGUGGUGACAAGAGCCAGAAGUCGUCCAUGGCCAGUGGUCGUGAAUCCAAAGGUUCCAAAGAGAAGGGCUCUAAGUCUGACAGGAAGAGGACCAGCUCUGAAGGCUGCCGGUCAGGGAAGAUGUCCUCUCGCAGUGACCGGGAUCGCAAGUCUGAUAGGAAGGAAAAAAGACGUUAAAGUUGGUUCUUCUGUCAUUUUGUUUAUCCUUUUGAUAAAUACAUUUUCAUAAGUGAAAUGUUGUGGAUUUCCAUAAAUGGAGUUCCACAGGGUAGGGAAACUUAACUGCCUUAGUGUAUUUCUUGGAACAAUGUGGGUUUUUAAUCAAAUCUUUCUUUCUCUAGUCCCCAUUCAGUUGACAGCCCUGCUGCGCCGGGGUCUGGACUUAUUCUACCUAGAUUUAUUUUAUUUUAUUGUUUGGUUUUUAAUUGUUCCUAAACAGGUGCAAUGUGAAGAGGAUGCGUUUUCUUUGACUCCAGUGUUAAGGUUAAGGUAGUAGUGUAAUGUUGAAGUGUAACAUGCAGCUUUUUUUAUUCAUCCAAAGCCUUCAUCCAUUGCCUCAAAGCAAUGUCUAGCUCUGCAUUGUGCAUGACACUUGUUUUUGAAAGUAAUGUAAAAAAUUAAAAAAAAUCCAAUGAAAUCUAAGCAUCAAUUAAAAGAAAGAAAAAGCGGU
Molecule: messenger RNA, 2595 nt
Organism: Oncorhynchus tshawytscha (Chinook salmon)
Lineage: Eukaryota; Metazoa; Chordata; Actinopteri; Salmoniformes; Salmonidae
Gene: pnn
Product: pinin, desmosome associated protein
Exons: 9
Coding region: 45-2102 (685 amino acids)
Cellular component (GO): catalytic step 2 spliceosome
Source: RefSeq, a predicted model, not a curated record